AUGCAGCUCCCAAGUAAGCCGUCCAGCAAACCAGAAAAGCAAAUGUUAACUCGUGCAGACCGACACAACGCUUUACACGACAUUGUCGACAGAUAUCGCCCCGAUUUACAGCAAUACGAGUCUGUCUAUCGCAAAAUACACAGCGCCCCAGAGCUCGCGGGGCAGGAAAAGGAGACAUCCUCGCUCGCUGCAAGCCAUCUCCAGCGCCUAGGCUACGAAGUCCAUACCAACAUUGGCGGAUACGGAGUCGCAGGCGUUCUGCACAAUGGACCCGGUUCCACAGUGCUUCUCCGUGCAGACAUGGACGCCCUUCCGCUGGAAGAGAAGACAGAUCUGCCAUACGCAAGUCACCGAAUCAUCAAGAACAAGGCAGGUGCCGAAGUACCUGUCAUGCAUGCCUGCGGCCAUGAUACCCACGUUGCAGGUCUAAUGGGUAGCGCCGAGCUUCUCCAUUCCGCACGAGACCACUGGUCGGGGACCCUGGUACUCAUCUUCCAGCCUUCAGAGGAAGAAUUAUCUGGUGCCCAGGCAAUGCUAGACGACGGGCUAUACGACAAAGUCCCGAAGCCGGAUGUUGUCCUCGCGCAGCACGUUAUGCGCAUGAAAGCCGGAACGGUUGGCAUACGAGCAGGUCGAUUGUUAACUGCCUCGGACGCUUUUGACGUGCGUAUCUUCGGUCGCGGAGGCCACGGCUCGUCGCCCCAUACUUGUAUCGAUCCGAUUGUGAUUGGUGCGUCUAUUAUUACCCGUUUACAGACCAUCGUCAGUCGAGAGAUCACACCGGGCGAAUUAGCCAUCGUUACGUGCGGCAGCAUCCAAGCAGGUUACGCUCCGAAUAUUAUCCCGGACGAAUGUAACCUACAGCUGAGCGUUCGAUCCUACGACCCCAAGGUCCGCGAGCGUCUCAAUACAUCUAUCAAACGCAUCAUCGAAGCAGAAUGUGACGCAUCAGACGCACCGAAGAAACCAGUCAUUAAACAUACAUUCACGGCCCCAGCCACCAUCAACGACGAAAAGACCGUCAAGUCUCUCCUGAGGACAUUCGGAUCUUACUUUGGAAGUAAUCUCGUUGAAGUCGAACCUGCGGCUGCAAGCGAGGACUUUUCGCUCCUGGCCACGGCCGUUGGGGCGCCGUAUGUCAUGUGGAAUUUCGGGGGUAUUGACACAGAGGUCUGGGAUGAUGCUGUGAGACAGGGUAAACGCGACGAGCUGCCGGGGAACCACUCGCCGUUCUUCGCGCCUGCAGUAGAACCGACGAUCGUUACGGCGGUUGAUGCUAUGGCUUUAGGGGCAUUAACGUUUCUGGCGCGGGACGCUUGA
This is a messenger RNA of Aspergillus nidulans FGSC A4, 1320 nucleotides long. Its product is annotated as putative zinc metallopeptidase. Gene Ontology annotation, molecular function: hydrolase activity. Lineage: Eukaryota; Fungi; Ascomycota; Eurotiomycetes; Eurotiales; Aspergillaceae. The record is from RefSeq and is a predicted model, not a curated record. The coding region runs from base 1 to 1320 and encodes 439 amino acids. The transcript has a single exon.